UACGCUGACGUAGAAGAACGUAAACAGGAAGUAACAACCAGGCGAACGCGAACAGUGUUGUUGACGUUACUGCGUCGUGUUUUACCUCAAUAAUAUUUGAGAUCUACACAAACAGUCAAAAUGGGGAAACGCCAGCAUCAAAAAGAUAAAAUGUACAUCACAUGUUCAGAGUACACACACUUUUAUGGAGGAAAGCGAACAGAAAUCCCACAAGCAGACUUCAGACGGCUUCCAUUUGACCACUGCAGCCUGUCCCUGCAGCCGUUUGAGUAUCCUGUCUGUACUGAGGAGGGAGUGGUCUUUGACCUGCUGAGCAUUGUGCCGUGGAUCAAGAGGUAUGGUACUAAUCCGAUCUCUGGAGAGAAAAUGGAAAUAAAGUCCCUGAUUAAACUCAACAUGGCCAAGAACAACGAUGGGAAGUAUCACUGCCCUGUUCUGUACAACGUCUUCACAAACAACUCCCACUUCGUGGCCAACAAGGUCACCGGCAACGUUUUCUCUUAUGAGGCUGUUGACCAACUGAACAUCAAGACCAAAAGUUUCAAAGAUCUGCUGAGCGACGAACCCUUCACCAGGAAGGACCUCAUCGUCCUCCAGGAUCCCACAAACCUGGAUAAAUUCAAUGUUUCCAACUUCUUCCACGUAAAAAACAACCUGAAGCUGUUGGAUCCAGAUGAGGAGAAGGCCAAGCUGGACCCGGCGUACCACCUGAAGACCACCAACCUGGAGACCAGGGAGACCUUAGCCGAGCUGUACAAAGACUACAAGGGGGAUAAGCUCCUGGCUUCCACCAUGAAGGAGCCGGUAGCCAAAAAGACGGACAAACUGAACGCUGCCCACUACUCCACAGGAAGGGUUUCCGCCUCGUUCACCUCCACGGCCAUGACGCCCUCCACAGAGCAGCAAGCAGACGCCAUCGCGGACGACACCGUGCGCUACCGCUACGUGAAGAAGAAAGGCUACGUCCGUCUGCACACCAACAAGGGGGACCUGAACCUCGAGCUGCACUGUGAUAAGGUUCCCAAAGCGGGAGAGAAUUUCAUCCGUCUGUGUAAAAAAGGCUACUACGACGGGACGGUGUUCCACAGGUCCAUCAAGAACUUCAUGAUUCAAGGAGGAGACCCGACCGGCACCGGCACAGGAGGAGAGUCCUUCUGGGGGAAACCUUUCAAGGACGAGUUCAAGCCCAACCUGUCUCACGCCGGGCGGGGCGUCCUCAGCAUGGCCAACUCGGGCCCCAACACCAACAAGUCCCAGUUCUUCAUCACGUUCCGGUCGUGCAUCUACCUGGACAGGAAGCACACGGUGUUUGGAAGGAUUGUUGGUGGAUUUGAGGCCCUCACAGCCAUGGAGAACGUGGAGAGUGAUCCCAAGUCAGACAAACCAAAGUCGGAGAUCAAGAUCAUCACUGCGACCGUGUUCGUGGACCCGUACGAAGAGGCUGACGUUCAGAUCGCAGCGGAGCGAGAAACGGAGGUGCAGAAGCAGGAGGAGGAGAAGCUGCAGACCAGCGCGGCCCGGCAGAAAGCGAAGGAGGAGCAGGCGCCCAAAACGUUCAAAGCCGGCGUGGGGAAAUACAUCAACCCGGCCACGACAAAACGUUCGGCGGCUGAAGACGGCGCGGCGUCCACCAGCGGAGCGGCGCCCAAGAAAUCCAAGUCCAAGAGCAGCUUCGGAGACUUCAGCUCCUGGUAGAAACGACGCCGUCUGCUUCUUUCGCCUUUUUUAUUUUUAAUUUCAUAGUUGAUUUCAUCCUUAAAUGUGUCGUCUCUCUUGUCGUGUUGUGAAACGAUUAAAGUUACUU
Molecule: messenger RNA, 1804 nt
Organism: Pungitius pungitius (ninespine stickleback)
Lineage: Eukaryota; Metazoa; Chordata; Actinopteri; Perciformes; Gasterosteidae
Gene: ppil2
Product: peptidylprolyl isomerase (cyclophilin)-like 2
Exons: 20
Coding region: 121-1695 (524 amino acids)
Biological process (GO): protein peptidyl-prolyl isomerization; protein folding; protein polyubiquitination
Cellular component (GO): catalytic step 2 spliceosome
Molecular function (GO): peptidyl-prolyl cis-trans isomerase activity; ubiquitin protein ligase activity
Source: RefSeq, a predicted model, not a curated record